AUGGUCUCCACUACUCGCCACAUGGAGAUUUCAUGUGCCAGAUUUUGGUCAAUAGUUGUCAACUGUGUACUAGGCCACUUCAAAGUCCUAUUCGUGAUAGAUUCAAUUAUGGAAGCAAUUCCGACACUCCAAACUUCCACGUUUGUGAUAUCAGAUCCCAGGAAUUUCACUUUUAUUAGUUCAAUUCCGGAAGUAAUGUUGGUUAGGGUUCCUUCUGAUAAUUCUAUUGACGAUUCUGAAUCAAGAACAUUUACAAAAGAUCAAGAGGAGGGUAUAAUCCGAACUAAAGAAAAGAAUAUUGCAACAACUUCCAAACCAAAUCCAAAAGAACCACAUCAAAAGGUAUCAUCUCCACCAUCCUCAUAUGUUCCUACUGUAGAUAUAUCUCAACCUGUUAACCAAGAUCCCAUUCCGAUCCUUACUACUACACCCCCAUCCCUACCAGUUACUCCACCAACAUUACCUAUCACUUCAACAAUUUUGAUUUCUUCCAUCUCACCUCUACCACUAAUGCUUUCUAUUGGAAUUUCUCUUCCACAAAUCUCAAUCACUCUCUCAUCAUCAAUCUUUACUGAUUCCACAACUCCAACCACAUCAUAUGUUUAUACUCCACUAGAAGAUCUAAUUGUCAAGUCCUUUCCGGAGGCGAAUAGAGUUUUAGACAUUCGUGUCAACGCAUCUGAUGUGGGGGAAAAUGCCAAUGUCUGUGUGACUUCUUAUCAGGGCGCCGUCACUUCUCGAAGAGCUAAUUGGCAUAAUUUAGAAGUUGAGGGUUAA
This is a messenger RNA of Lactuca saligna, 777 nucleotides long. The record is from the annotation of a GenBank genome assembly. NCBI's taxonomy places the organism in Eukaryota, Viridiplantae, Streptophyta, Magnoliopsida, Asterales, Asteraceae.